AGUCUUGAAUGACUGACUGGAGUACUGAUCCUUGUUUCAUUUUGCUUGAUGUUAUGAGAUCACCCUGCAGUUUGUGCACAGUGAGCAUGAACAUCAUCCUGCAGCACCCCAUCGACUAGGACCAGAUAAAGCUCCGCCUUCCACCUCCUCUUCAUCAGUUAGCCUAAAACGCUCCACCUCCAGCUUCUGAUGGCUACCAACCCAAGCCCCGUCCACUUACAAAACAGCAUGGAGGCAGCACAGCAGCCAGACCAGCCAAUCAGCACACAGCCAGAUGGAGAGACCAAUCAUUGCACAGUGACUUCUCAACCUGUCAGUGCCGAGCAACAAGCCCUGCCCCAAGCAACAGACACUCCCGAAGCCAAGCAGACAGAUGAGAGCAAACCCAUGGAGCACCUGUCAGUGAUCAAUGAGAACACAGAGACAAGUAACGGAGUUGCUCCAGGCAUGGCUAACUCCUCUCCAACAGCGCCCUCUGUGUCACCUAAGCAGCAACACUCCAAACCUGGAGGCAGCGCCAAUGGUCAGCCUCGGAUAAGUAGCCGGUCUGCAUCUUUGGCAGGAAAUUCACCUCGACCUUCACUCACACGCCAGGCCAGCACCAUCACAGAGGGAGCCAUAGAUGGUUCCAAGCCCAGGGACUACCUAAUGUUGGCCAUACUGUCGUGUUUCUGCCCGCUAUGGCCCAUCAACAUCGUCGCUCUCACCUUCUCCGUCAUGUCCCGAAACAGUCUACAGCAAGGCAACGUGGAUGGAGCUCGACGUUUGGGCCGUAACGCCAUGGUGUUGUCCAUCGUCUCUAUUUUGGGUGGGAUCGCCAUCAUCGUCACGGCCAUCGUCCUCAACAAGGGAUUUAUCUUAAAGUCCUGAUAUGGUUCCUCGCCUGGUGACACAAACUUCACGCAGUCUGACCGACACGACACCGUUCUCUCCUGAAGCACUGUCAUCUUCAAGCGCCUGCACCAGAUGAAAAAAAAAAAGUAAAAAUCUGAUCCUGUUCUUUGCUGUUGAUCCUUGUUGCACGAGCAUGGUCCACCCUCAACUUCUGACAAGACACGCCCACUUCUGUCACAGACGCCUGAUUUGGAUAUCAAAGGAGAAAUGGGUGGAGUAUCGACCUUCACACAGACACAAACCAAUGUAGGAACCACUUUGCUUGGAACUUUAUGGCUCCUGGUUGCAUUUGCACCAAAUUUCAACCUUCAUAUGACAAUUCACCAAUCAGCACUGCUGUGAUAUAUUUUUUUUUAUCAUUAUUACUUCUCAGCACCACUUUGUGUUGUGCAACAUUCCAACAAAAUCUUUCAAGUUUCAUUUUUCCUUUUUUCCACCCCAUUCUUGAUCUCUUCUGCAAAAACUGAAGGGCUUGCACCUCACUGGUCUUCAGGCUUGUUUGCAUUUUCUAUGACAGAUUUUGUUCCUGGUUGUGGAUCUCCGCCUAGGGAAGGUUCUUCCUCGUACCACUGAAGACUACCUUCCCAUGAGUGGGCACUAGGAACUCAAGUGGUUCCUGGUUCUUUAGUGGAGAAAACAACAGUCCUGAAAAUGUUCCUUGCUGUUGAAGCAGUUCCUAAAGCAAUCCUUGCUUCAAAGUUGCUGUUGUCAUGGAAACCAACAUCUGGGAUGAUGAGUCAAAUAUCUCCAAGCCACUGAAGCAGUAACAGGAGCAGAAGAAUGAUGCUGAAAACAGCAACUCCACAUUCAAAAGCCAAACCUGAAGAACCAACAAACAACAAAGACUUUACACUGAAUGCAGGACAGCAAACAUAAAGAGUGACGUGUUGAUUUUUCAUUAUUCAUGUGUUUCCGGGUGAUAACACACAGUAAGGUGGCCCAUUGGUGCAACUCAACUACCCUUCUGAAAAUUCAGCAGCAAAACUGUAAACAUAACAUUUCACAUAACAACGGUUGAAGAAGGAUU
Molecule: messenger RNA, 1921 nt
Organism: Thalassophryne amazonica
Lineage: Eukaryota; Metazoa; Chordata; Actinopteri; Batrachoidiformes; Batrachoididae
Product: trafficking regulator of GLUT4 1
Exons: 5
Coding region: 190-870 (226 amino acids)
Cellular component (GO): membrane
Source: RefSeq, a predicted model, not a curated record